GCCAUCGCUGAAGUGCCGGCGGCCAAAAUGAAGUUCAAUCCCUUUGUGACUUCUGACCGGAGCAAGAACCGUAAACGACAUUUCAAUGCACCUUCCCACAUUCGCAGGAAGAUCAUGUCUUCCCCUCUUUCCAAAGAGCUGAGACAGAAGUACAAUGUUCGAUCCAUGCCCAUCAGAAAGGAUGAUGAAGUGCAGGUUGUGCGAGGACACUACAAAGGUCAGCAGAUUGGCAAAGUCGUCCAGGUUUACAGGAAGAAGUACGUUAUCUACAUAGAACGAGUGCAGCGAGAGAAGGCUAACGGCACAACCGUCCAUGUGGGCAUUCACCCUAGCAAGGUGGUUAUCACUAGACUAAAACUGGACAAAGACCGCAAAAAGAUCCUUGAACGUAAAGCCAAAUCUCGCCAAGUAGGAAAGGAAAAGGGCAAAUAUAAGGAAGAAACAAUCGAGAAAAUGCAGGAGUAAAGUCAUCUUA
This is a messenger RNA of Ailuropoda melanoleuca (giant panda), 475 nucleotides long. RefSeq names its product ribosomal protein L26 (gene RPL26). Gene Ontology annotation, molecular function: structural constituent of ribosome; RNA binding. The record is from RefSeq and is marked provisional. NCBI's taxonomy places the organism in Eukaryota, Metazoa, Chordata, Mammalia, Carnivora, Ursidae. Gene Ontology annotation, biological process: translation. Gene Ontology annotation, cellular component: ribosome; large ribosomal subunit.